CUCAAGCUGUUGAGCCUACCAAACGCUCAUUGCGUGUGCAAACUUGGAAGAAAUUGCAAGAAAACAAAUUUGGUGUGCCCUUCAAUGCCAUCUUCAAUCGCAUACCCGGUUUUGUGGACAAUGACAAGGCCGCCGCAUUAUUGGCCGAAACUGAGGAAUUUAAAAAUGCCAAGGAAAUUAAGAUUUUAAUUGAUCGCGCCUUAUAUGCUGCUAAAUUGCAAACAUUACUUGCUGGCAAGAAUUUGUAUUUGCCCGGUACAUCCGAUUCCAAGGCCUUGUACUUGAAGGUCGAUGUACCAGCCGAUGCUACAGAAGAACAAAAAACCGAAAUUCUUAAUGUUCGCAAUGUUGAAAAACAUCGUACGGAAAUUUCUUUGGAAAACAAAGUCGAAUUGGACAUGGUCAUCAUUGGUUCAGUUGUUGUUUCACGUGAUGGUUAUCGCAUUGGUCGCGGCAACGGUUUCAAUGACUUAGACAUUGGUCUUCUUAAAGAGGUUGGCUCGAUAACCGAUAAAACCGUCAUUGCCACAAUGGUACAUGACGCUCAGGUGGUUGAUAAUCUACCCAUUAAUCUAUUCCAAAAAUAUGAUUCACCCGUUGAUAUGAUCAUCACACCCACCGAGGUUAUACGCGUAGCCAAACGUUUGCCCCGUCCUGCUGGCAUUUUCUGGGAAUUACUCUCAGAACGUCGCCUUAAAAUCAUACCCGUACUCCAAGUACUCAAAGAAACUCAGGAAAAGGCCGGUAAGGUCAUUGUCCUCAAAGAGGAAGACACAGACGUUGAACAGCAUCAACGCCGAAACAAUCGUCGUCGUUUUAUGCCACGUCGUCGUUUCGGUGGCAAUCGUCGUUUCCAACGUCGUGCUGUCUCGCAAAAUAAUGCCGAUCAACAACAGGAUGGCGAAAAUAAUGGACAACAACAGAAACGUCAAACACACAGAAGACGUUUCGUUAACCGCAGAAGACGUCCAACUAAGUCCGAAGGCGAUCAAUCUGGUGUUGAAUCAAAGAGUCAAGAUCGUAAAUCAGUUGGUGAAGGUGGCAACAGAAGACCAAAGUUACGCAAGAAUCGUCCAAUGCGAUUCUCCGUGAAACUUUCCAACAUUUCACGUGAUGUACGCAUUAAGGAUUUGAAGAGCGAAUUGCGUAAUCGCCAAUGUAAUCCCAUGGCCAUUACAUGGAAGGGACAAUACGGUCGCUGUUAUUUGCAUUUCGGCAAUCGUAAUGGUCAACCCAGCACUGAAGAUGAUAUGAACAAAGUGCUACAGGCAUUAAACGAUCUCUCUUUGACUAUCACACCCAGUGAUAAUAAGAAUAAUAAAACAGCUGCCACCAAUGGUGAAGAUGGUGGUGCUGCCGGUGAUGCUGCUGGUGGCGAACAAAACAAGAUGAACAAAAACUGAGGGCGCCACCAAACCACCCAAGGUAGUCAACUUGAAGGUAGAAUUGAUCAAAUACAGUGACAAGGCAAACAACAAUGCAGCAGCAGCUGCUGGAGCUGGUGGCGCCGUUAACGGCGGUGGAGAUCCAGCUACUGGCGGUUGAAGCUAGCUCAGCACGUAUUGAGUCUGUCGAUACCACUACGGUAUAGUGUGAGAUGCGGGCUGUUUUAAAACGGCUGUACUUUUGGUUUGGAUAUUUGGAAUCGUGCAUUAUAGCUCUGGAUGAUGAUUCACUGAUUGUUUAGCGUUGUGUUGGUACUCUGCUCCUCUCUCAGGUGUUUCAUCAUUCCUAAUAUGUAUUUUUUUCUUUUGGUCUUCAUCAAACUCAAAUUUUCUUUCUCACAUCACUUCUAUAUAAAUAUAGUUUAAAUAGUAUCGUAUUUUGUUUAUUCUAUUUCCAUAAAAUCUCUCCAAUAUUUAGUUUUUUUUUUUUUUUAAUUUAUCGGUUUUUGGAGUUUUCUUAAAUUUAAUGAAUUUUUAAUUUCUUGGCAACUAGAAAACUGCGCUCGCUGCGCCGUUUGUUUUUGCUUUUUCUCAAUGCAUUUGUUAUAUAGAUCUGAUUUAUUAUUUAAUACUCCUGGGCGGUAGUUUUAAGGGGUUUCCUUUAAGAUUAUCUGCUGGCAUAUUGUUAAAUAUUUUAUGUAAUUAAAUAAUGUAAUUUUUUUCAUUGUUUUUAAUAUUUAUAUAUUAAUUACUCAAAUCACAAAUACCACUUAUGCGAUCUCCAAAUAUCCAUCACCAUUUAUAAUCGUAAUUUAUUUGUUUAAAAAGAAAUUAUUUUCUUUUUGAAAAUAGUGGAGGGAAAGAUUAACUGGUUGAUGCAAUACGCUUUUCCGACAGCUGAGCUGUCGGCUAGGUGCGUAUCUGUGUCAACUAAAGGUCUAUCUUGUCUGUCCAACUCUUUAUCAAGAUGAAAAUUAUCUUUUUUAUAUAUAUAUGAAAUAUAUUUUCUCUUUAACAUCAACAACAACAAAAAAAUGUUUAUAUGAAGAAUAAAAAAAAAACUACAAAUGAACAAAACGUUAAAAAAAA
Molecule: messenger RNA, 2474 nt
Organism: Lucilia sericata (common green bottle fly)
Lineage: Eukaryota; Metazoa; Arthropoda; Insecta; Diptera; Calliphoridae
Product: methenyltetrahydrofolate synthase domain-containing protein-like
Cellular component (GO): cytoplasm
Source: RefSeq, a predicted model, not a curated record